Owenia fusiformis is the source of this 4185-nucleotide messenger RNA. Lineage: Eukaryota; Metazoa; Annelida; Polychaeta; Sabellida; Oweniidae. The record is from the annotation of a GenBank genome assembly.
AUGGCACGGACAACACUAGUCAUAAUAGCAUUAAUCUCAGGAGUAAUAUAUACAUCAGCACAAAUUACAAGCACAUCGUGCGGUUUCGAAGGGUUAACUGCACAAUCCUCGAGUAUUUGCAGUGGUUGGACUCAGGCUACCAACGACGAUGCUGAUUUGACUGUCGGGCAAGGUGGUACCCCUUCUGGCAACACAGGGCCCUCUGGACCGAGAUCAGGAAGUAGAUAUGGCUACUUUGAGGCAACGGACGUCACAGAACCAAACAAACGUGCACGAAUAAUUUCACCAACUUUACUAGGAACUGGUUAUACCUACACUGUUUCCUAUGGUUACCAUAUGUUUGGGAGUCAUAUUGGACGCGUUCGAGUUUAUACAAGACAAGGAGGAUCUCUAAGUGAAGUUGUAGCGGCAAGACGCGAAGGCCAGCAGCAGACAAGUAGCAAUGCUGAAUGGGGCUUGUCAACGGCGACCCUGCCUUCGAUUAAUGGAAAUUUCGAGGUGGUCAUUGACAUUGAGAACGGCGUAAAUCCAGACCAAGGUAAUGACCACCCUUUCCAGGGAGAUAUCGCACUCGAUGACAUCAAUAUUCAAGGAAGCACCGGGGGCGGUGACACUGGCAGUGGAGGAGAUUGUGUUGGCGGUACCGCUGAUAUUGGUUUUGUGGUUGACUUCUCUGGAAGUUUGGAUGACACUCAGCUUCAAUCAGUGUUAGAUUUCUGCAAGGAACUGAUACAGUUAUUGGAGAUAGGAGAAGACAAUGUUCGCGUUGGAUUCAUUUCUUUCACAAACGAAGUAAUCACACGAUUUAGGAUGAACGAGAUGUACGAAAAAUCUGAAAUUUUGGCUAAAAUUGAUCCUUUGCUGGCAAACAGAGGCAAUAGAGGAUCAACUAAUCUGGCGGGAGGUUUGAACCAAUUGAUAGACGACCUCUUUGCUCCUGGAAAUGGAGAGAGAGAUGGGGUCAUUGAUAUAGGUAUCUGUAUAACUGAUGGAAAAAGUUCCUCAGAUUUCCUGGGCGCGCUACCAGCUGCUAUUCAAAAGAUCAAGAAUAGAAGUGGAAUGAUUCAAUUUGGAAUCGGAGUCAAAAAUGCUGACUUCGAUGAAGCCGAAUUGAGAUCUAUUGUCACAUCUGAUGCUUACUAUUUUGAUGUCGAGGACACUGCCAGCCUUUCGGAAAUCACGGCAGAGGUUGUGCAGAAAACGUGUAAAAGUACAUGUGGCGAGAUUGCCGACAUCGUAUUUAUUGUGGAUGAAUCGGGUAGUAUCGAUAACGAAAGUUUCCUUCAAAUGCGAAGUUUCUUGUCCACCGUUGUUAGCCGAUUCAAUAUUGGAGAAGAACUGGUCCGUAUUGGAAUAAUGACAUUCUCUAACCAAGAGAACAUACGAGCAAGGGUUAAUUUGAAUGAAUACGUGGCCAGUGAUAUACAGGAUACCAUAAGGACCUGGAUUAGGGGAGAUCUCGCUGCCACUGCUAUCUCAGAUGCCUUGGAAUUUGCUCUGAAUACGAUGUUUCAGGAAGCCAAUGGAGAUAGGCCCAAUGCCCCUAAUCUAAUUAUUUUUAUCACUGAUGGCGAGUCAAACCCGAAAGAAGAUGCAAGGCUCCAGCGAGUGACUGAUGACGUGCGUGCGCGGGGCAUAACUGUGUUUGCUAUUGGUGUUGGUACUGAGAUCAAUGAAGGUGAACUUCGACUUAUGGCUACAGACCCCGAUAGAGAUCAUUUAUUCAAUGUAACAAAUUUCGAGAGUUUGAACCAGAUUUCUCAAGCUCUAGUAGAGGCUUCGUGUGAAACUACCUGCCCUGGACCAGCUGAUGUAGCCCUUCUAGUUGAUUUAUCAGGAAGUAUCGGCCAGACUGAUUUCGAAACACUUAAAACUUUCCUGAAAGAUUUAGUGAAGAAGUUUACUGUUGGACCAAAUAACAAUCAAUUUGCAGCUAUAUCAUUCAAUGACAAUACAAACAUUGACUUCUACCUUGAUUCAUACUCAAAUGUUGACGAUGUUGUGAAUGCGAUUGAAGCACUGCAGUAUACAGGAGGUGCAACAAAUACGCAAGAUGCUCUUCGUAGAGCCAGGACUGAGGUACUUAUCAGCUCAAGGGGGGCUCGUAUUACUGUUCCAAAGGUAGUGAUCGUUGUGACUGAUGGUGUAUCCACGGUACGAUAUGACCGCACGCUGCCCGAGGCCCUUGAACUCAGAAUCAGUGGAGCAACUAUAUUUUCCAUUGGAAUCGGUAAAGAGACAACGAUGCAGGAACUCAAUGGAAUUGCUACCGAUGAGGAUAAUGACCAUGUGUUUACGGUGAACUCUUUCAAUGACCUUGCCCCCAUACAAGACAACAUAGUUCGGGCUAUAUGCAACGACGUCGACGAGUGCCGCGUGAAUCCAUGCUUGAACGGAGGUACCUGCUACGAUAGACUAGGAGCGUACAUUUGCGAAUGCCCAUCAGGAUUCUCUGGAAAACGAUGCCAGAGAGGUUGUGCCAUCAAUGCUGAUAUUGCGUUUGCAGUGGACAGCUCUGGUAGUCUCAGCCAAAAAGACUUUGAAACUACGCUUAAGUUUGUCCAUAAUGUCGUUGAUGAGUUGAAUAUCAACAACGGAGCAUCACGAGUUGCGUUGAUGACAUUCGCGAGCCAGGCAACAGUUAUGUUCGACUUGAACGACUUCAGUAGAAAGGCUGAUGUUCUUGGAGCAAUAGCGAGGGUACAAUACACUGCCGGAGCUACUGACACAGCAAGUGCUUUGCAGUUGCUCCGGUUAAGUGUGUUCCAAUCCCAGAAUGGGGAUAGGGGAUCCAGUCCUAAUGUCGCAAUUAUUAUUACUGAUGGAAAAUCCAAUGUAAAUAAAGAGGACACCUUACCCCAGGCUCGAACUGCGAGAGCCGCGGGUAUUCACAUCUUUGCUAUAGGUGUUACUAGUGGUGCAAAUAAGCCAGAGCUUCGCGGAAUUGCAAAUGAUCCAGAUAGUGCCAAUGUGUUCUUUGUCGACCAGUUCAGUGAUUUGUCGGGCCUUAUAAAUAACAUAGCUGAUCCUAUUUGCAACGAUGCUAGAGAAUGCGAUUCCAACCCAUGUCAGUCAGGUGGACAAUGUACCAGCGGUCUUAACUCCUAUACGUGUGCGUGUACAAGUGGAAGAUCUGGUGUAAACUGCGAACGAAGUUGCAAUGUUAGGACCGACCUUGUAUUCAUGAUCGACACCUCUGGCAGCAUUGGCCAAGAUAACUUCUACACCAUGCUUCUCUUCAUACAAGACCUAGUACAGAACCUUGAAAUUUCCAACGGGAAUGUAAGGAUUGGCGCUUUCCUGUUCUCCGAUCAAGCUCGAAAAGUUUUCGAUCUUAACACUUACACGACAAACAAAGGAGAGAUUCUUAAUCAUAUUGGAGCCAUUGAAUAUGAUAAAGGAGCCACAAAUACCCCAGCAGGAUUUGAGAUGAUGAGAAGUAUGUUCCAGGCGGGAAAUGGUGCUCGCGGUGGAGUACGCCGUAUUGGACUUUUAGUAACUGAUGGAAGACCAACUGUUCGAGAAUUUGAAACAUCAGACCAGGCAAGAACCACAAAGGAUCAAAAUAUUCGCCUCGUCUCUAUCGGUAUUGGGAAUGAACUUGACCAGACCCAAUUAAAUGACAUGUCAUCUCAACCUUCUUCCAGCAACGUUUUUAGAGUUGCCGAUUUUGCUUCUCUAGAUUCCUUGAGAGAACAAAUAUCUGUUCUAUUAUGCUCUUAGAUUAAUAAAUUUAACUCACUAACUGAUCACAUGGUGGAAUAGUUUUUAUAUCACUGUCUUAAAAAUUGGAACUCUCUCGAUUGAAGCUGUAAACUGGUAUGUAUACGAUACGCAUGAAUGUAAGUAAUUAUUGCAGCGCUGUAAGAAAGUCCAAAUGUACAGAUUUCAGCAAACUAGAUCGGAGAAAGCAUUAUUAUUUCAUAUUUAUCUAAUUUUUAUAUAGCAUAAUGAACAUGUUUGCACAAUACUCACACCAUUUACUUAUACCCACGGGGAAAAGGGUACAUACCCGAGGUCGGUUCAAAUAUCAUUUCAACUAAAAAUGACAUUCACAACUCUUUAUUUUUCUUUUGUAAACAUUAUAUAUCAAUGUGUUAUAUUUGACCUUAGUAUACUUGUGUUAUGUUUGCACAGAUAACAAACAAUUUAGUUUUCCCUGGUUCUAUGAAGAAAUGUACUCUA